AAACUAAAUCACGGUUUGUCUUAAAUAGUGCUCGGCGUCUCGACUUGGCUAGAUAAUGAACAAAGUUUGGUUGUUUGGCUAAGAUGCAGGACUGAACGUGGCUGGUGUGAGUUCAAUACCUGAAGGAAUAACAAUCAAGCCCUUUUAUGAUGAACCUGCUGCUGUACACUGCCCUGACGUCAUGUCUUGUGGCCGCUACCCUGGGGAUCGUUGACCCCUGUUACCCCGGGGUGUGUCAGGCAACUGACACACUGACGGAGCCCUCGCUCGCCUUCAGGAAAUUGCUCUGCUGUGUUUUCUUUGGCAAACUUGGGAUGGCGACGCCCCCACCCCCCACGCAAAUGAUGAAAGCCCAGCCAGCCCUAAUGGGCGUGACAACCCAGAAGCCCACGACAACCACAGACAUCUGCGACUUCCUGUGUGAUAUUCAGCUGGGGGGUGAGGCCUGUCUGUGCAGCCACCCCAGCCUGCCGGGAUAGACAGACAUUUGUCUGCCGUGGUAGACAGACAUUUGUCUGCCGUGGUAGACAGACAUUUGUCUGCCGUGGUAGACAGACAUUUGUCUGCCGUGGUAGACAGACAUUUGUCUGCCGUGGUAGACAGACAUUUGUCUGCCGUGGUAGACAGACAUUUGUCUGCCGUGGUAGACAGACAUUUGUCUGCCGUGGUAGACAGACAUUUGUCUGCCGUGGUAGACAGACAUUUGUCUGCCGUGGUAGACAGACAUUUGUCUGCCGUGGUAGACAGACAUUUGUCUGCCGUGGUAGACAGACAUUUGUCUGCCGUGGUAGACAGACAUUUGUCUGCCGUGGUAGACAGACAUUUGUCUGCCGUGGUAGACAGACAUUUGUCUGCCGUGGUAGACAGACCUUUGUCUGCCGUGACAGACAGACAUUUGUGUCACGGAAGUCAUUGCUUUCUGUCGUAGCUCUAAAUGUCUGCUCAUACUUUGGCUGUAUAAAGAAACAUUACACAAGGAAUUAAAUUGAUUACAACCAAACUCA
This is a messenger RNA of Physella acuta, 1004 nucleotides long. RefSeq lists its product as uncharacterized. Lineage: Eukaryota; Metazoa; Mollusca; Gastropoda; Physidae. The record is from RefSeq and is a predicted model, not a curated record.